Cinara cedri is the source of this 5397-nucleotide messenger RNA. Lineage: Eukaryota; Metazoa; Arthropoda; Insecta; Hemiptera; Aphididae. The record is from the annotation of a GenBank genome assembly.
GGAUUAACGUGUCACGUACGUUCACGUGAGACAUGGCCGUGGGUUAGUUCAUUUUUUUUUUUUAAUUAUUUAAAUAUGAUAACCAGUAAGUACUUUAUACGUACUAUGAGUACUACAACAUAUACCGUUUCACUUUCUAUUUCGUUGUUGAGUUAGUUUGAUUUUAUUAUUUUUUUGGUCCGUUUAGAUUUUUAAUGUUUCCUGAUCAGUAACGGUAGUGCCAGUAGUGAACAUUUUGAAUUGUAGGCUUCAGGUGGUAGGUAAACAGUUUAAUAUAUUCAUUUGGAGUUAUUUGAAUUUGAAUUUAUUUAAUUUUUUCUUAUAGGUAUACAAUUGUAAGAAAAUGCUGUUGCCGUCAGCAAUCUUUUAUUCAUGAACAUUCAAUCUACUAUAUAUAAUCCAUUCUAAUGUUCAUGGUAUCAUUUAUUUUAUUGACUACGUACAAUUUAUCUAUUGAAUAACAAGAGCAACAAAAUCAAGGUGACCUUAUAUAUUAUUAUAACUUAAUUGUAUGCAAAUCAAUUUUUAGUUGAAUAGUAUUGUAAGUAACAAGUAACAUGUUAAUUCUUUAUAUUUUGUGUACUAAAUCGGGGGAGCGAAUGCAAUCGCAAGUGAGAACGUUAUUUAAUAAUAUAUAUAAGUUAAUUAUUCACCACUAAUUAACUUGUUUAAUCCUAAAAGAAUACAUUUAUUAAUGAAUGAAUUUUGACACUUGCAUAGUUUAAUGGAUAUUUGAUAAUAAACCAAAAAUAUUGUUGCAGAAAUAAUAGAUAUUAUCUUUGAACUUAGGUUAAAAUAUCAAAAUUUAAAAUUCUAUAAAAACGUUUUUCUGAAUUUUUAGAAUAGUGUCCCUAGUUCACUAAUUUACGUCAUUGAAUUAUUUUACAUUUUAUUUUAUAUUUUUUGACUACAACAACUGAUUUUGUGAAUGUUUUAUUUUGUAAUAUUAUUUCUAUAAAAGUAAUUUAUUUUACUAUUAAUAUUAAAUUAUUAAUAAAUAAAACAUCAUAUCUAGAUUAAACUAAUUUUAUUAGAAAAUAAAGUAUUAUUGAAUUAUUUAACAUUAUAUCUUAAAUUUUAUUUUAUAUUAUUUGAUUACCUAAAUCAACAUUUCAAAAUAUUUGUGUUUAUUCAUAAAAAUGGUUUUAUACAUUUUUAAAUUUGGAUAUUUUGACCGAUUACCAUUAUUAUUAUCUUUAUCUCUUUAGAUCUAUAAAUUGUUGGUUAUUAAUUAUUGUCAGUUGUCUGUCAUCUUUAAAACAGUAGAUAUAUAAUUUAAUGUGCAUGUAAAUAAGCGUAUCUGUUGAAAUAGUUAGGAAUCAAAUUAUUAUGUUAAUAUUUUUUAAACUAAUUAAAUGAAUUUAGUAAAGCAUAUGCCAAUUAUUCCUAGAAAAAUAUAAUGAUAACAUAAAAUUUAAUAAUUGUUUUAUUAUCAAUCUUGCAUUAUUGUCUAGUUUUUUUUUUCAAGAAUCUAUGUAUUUAAAAUGGAAAUGUUAAAACAUAUAUAUUAUUAUUUAAAAAGAGAACAUUAUUAUUUUUAUUUGUAUAGAUAACUUCAUUAAUAUAUUCGUUAUAGUUCCAAAAAUGUGUGUAUACCUCUAUUAUUUAGGUAACAAUUUGAUUAUGGAUUAUCAUUAAAUAUAAAUAGGUAUGUUCUAUUUAUAAAAUAAGGUACUUGAUAUAUACAUUGGUUUAAUAGUUUAAAAAAUUAUGUGUCAAAAUAAUCUUUACAAAUAAUUCAACAUUGAAUAAGCAUAAUUGAAAAUUUAGCAGUAGAAAAUAUGUUUUAACUUAUUGUAUUAUGUUUCUUUAAUAUGUAUUAAUUAACAUUAUUAUUUACAGGUGCAGAAAAUAACAAAUUGGUUAAUAUAUUAUACAAAGAAUGGAUAAACGGUUAUUAAAUGUUAGCCUUCUUGGCUUAUCCUUCAUGUUUGUUUUCACUGCAUUUCAAACAAUGGGAAAUAUUGAAGUAAAUAAUUUGUAUUAUUAUUAAUAUCUUGUUAAAAUAUAAUAUAUUUGGGAAAUUCAGAACAUUUUAAAGAAAUAAUUUAUAGUUAAGUAGCUUUCACACUAAUACCAUAGAAAAUAAUAUUUAAUUGUUCAUAGUUAAAAUUUUAAAAAAUUACGCAGGGACAAAUUAUUUUGAUUUCAAAACCUGAUUUAUACCAAUUUCAGAUAGAUAAUAUUACUUAUAAUAUAUUUUUGAAUAAUUAUUUUAAUUUUAUUUAAUUCAUUUUAAUCAAAUAUUAUUUGGUAUUUAUUAAUUUUUUUUUUUUUUUUUAGAAAACUAUACUGAAAAGCAUACAAAAUGAUUAUCCGUCAUUUACUGGUGAUGGAUACACUAGUUUGUCCAUUAUAUAUGUUGUGUUUGCAUUAUGCAAUUGGAUAUCUCCAACAGUUGUUAGUUUUGCAGGAUCUAGAAUAGCCAUGUUUAUAGGGUCAUGCUGUUACACGUCCGUAUUUAUACACAUACAAUAUUAUUGUAUCACAUAAUUUACUUAUAUUAAUCUCAGGUUUUGAAUUAGUAUGUUUUUAGUAUCAUUUCUCUGGCCAGCCACAUUUUUACUUUAUUUUAUGUCUGCGGUGAUAGGGUUUGGUGCUUCGCUCAUUUGGACUGGUCAAGGAGCAUAUUUAACAUUGAAUUCUGAUUCAUCCACUAUGUCCAGAAAUUCUGGAAUAUUUUGGGCGUUGUUACAAAUGAGGUAGUUAUUAUGUAGUAUAAAUUAAAAACAUUUGAAUACAUGCACAAUAUUUAUUUGUGAUUAAAGUAUGUUUUUAGGAAACACAUUUGUAUUUUUUGCACUUCACGAUAAAAAUCAUUUGGACGAAUCAACAAGAACAUUGGUUUUCACUGUUCUUAUAGCUGUAUGUUUCUUGGGUACAUUACUGUUCUUACUUUUACGAUCUCCUAUAAGCGCAGAAGGAACUGACAAUGAAAGAGGAGAAACUUUAAAUCCUAUCCAGGAAAUAAAAAAUUCUUUGUCACUUUUUUUAACUGAAGACAUGUGUUUAUUAAAUAUGUCAUUCUUUUUUACAGGUAAAUGGUGCAUUUAAAAAAAAGUAGUUUGAGAACUUUCUGACUAAUUAAAUGUUUUGAAUUUUGUUUUUAGGUUUACAUUUAUCAUUUUAUAGUGGUGUUUACAGUUCAAGUAUUGGAUUCACCACAACAAUGGGCCCUAAUAGCAAACAACUCGUGGGUUUAUCUGGAAUUUUAAUUGGUGUUGGUGAAAUUUUAGGUUAAAAUAUUAAACAAUAGUUAUUUAAUUAUUAUUUCUCAAAAAUUGUAAUUUUAAAUAUUUAAUAUGUUAAAAUUAUUUGCAGGAGGUUUUCUAUUCAGCAUUUUGGGAAAAAAGACUUCAGAAAAUAAUGUUGAAUCUAAAGGAUUCAGUCAUUCUGCAGUGGUUGCAUUAGGUUUUGUUAUAAACAUUGUUGCCUAUGGUCUGAUAUUUAUAAAUCUACCAGAUGAUUCACCAUUCGGUGAUACCACAGCAAAAUCAUUAAUUGAACCAAAGUAAUUUGUAUUAAUUACAAUAUUAUGGAUAAUUAUUAAUUACUAUAACUUGUAUUUGAAUAAUGAUCUAGUCAGUACCUAGCAAUUUUAUGCAGUUUUCUUCUGGGUUUUGGUGAUAGUUGUUUCAAUACUCAAAUCUACAAUGUAAUUGGUCAAAGAUAUUCUGAAAACAGUGCUCCGGCAAUGGCCUUGUUUAAAUUUAUGCAGGUAUGUAUUUUGUGUUUAAUAGUUAAGGUUUAUGAAUAUCUAUUUACUUCCUUUUAACACCAUUAACUGUUUUAUGUUAUGUGUGUAUUCAAAGUGUUCAAUGUACAAUUUAUUUGAAUUUUGCCUUCUCUUCAGAAAAACAAUUAAUAUGUUUAAUCGAAUCACUUACCAAAUUACUAUUAUAUCAUUCAAAAUAUUAAACAAAUACUAAAUUGUUAUUCAUUUGUUAAGGUAGUUUCAAACCAUUUUUGUGAUCAUAAUUCUUAUAAUUGUUAAAAAUUGAUAUCUUAUCAUACAUAAAAAUGCCAUCUUUUCAACAAAGAAUUUUAAUAUUGAAUUUAUAGCUAGCAUAACUUUGUUCAGAUAUCUGAUAUGAAUCAUUUACUGUACAACAAGAUUUAAAUAUACUGAUAAGAAAGUCAUCAAAAUUUUGUCUAGUGACAACCUGUAUUCUCAGAUAGAGUUUGAGAGAAUCUUCUGUUCCGAUAUAAUGUAAAUGCGUGCAUAAAUAGUGCAAAAUAAAUUUGGUGAUUUAUCAAGAUUUUAACUGUUGUAAUUUUGAUAUUGUUUAGAUUUUGAACACCCUAACAACUCCUAAGGAGUAUAGAUUGUCCACUGCACAAAAGUGUAAUUGAUAGAAAAAAAAAAUUUACAUUACUUACACAAUUGUUAUGAUUUAUAGUCUCAGCGUUAACAUUUAUGUAUUUUUUUGUGCGUUUUGCAUUUAAAUAAAUACAGGUUUUUAUGAAGAUUAAUUGAAAUGUUUAUAUGAUAAAUUGAUAUUAUAUUAUAUGCAUAAUACAAUUUAUAUGUAUUAUAUUGAAUUGUAUUUUGUUUUAGUCUAUUGCAGCUGCUAUAAGUUUUUUCUAUAGCAAUCAUUUUGGAAUGUAUGUGCAAUUAACAUUGUUAGUGAUCACUUUAAUUAUGGGUACCUUGUCAUUCUUCAAAGUGGAUAAAUCCGUAGAUAAUCGGUGAGGAAUGCUUUUACAUUCAAUGCUACUUGAUUCAAUCAUAAAUCUUGAUAUUGAAUUAUAAAAUGUUUAUAAACAAUUACAUUCCAAUUUUAAUAUUUUUAUAUCUUUUGCUUAGUGCCAAAUUUAUAUAUUUUUUUAAUAAAAUUAAAAUAUGUUUAAAUAUAUAUAUAAAAUUGAUUUUUUUAUUUUUAUUACCUGUUUAUGAUUUAUUGUUUGUUUAGAUAUAAGGAAUUUUAACAUUUUAAUGUUCACUUGGACAAAAUCAGACGAAUCAUCCAUCAAGUUACCUAUUCUUGUAUUAUUACUUUCAUAAUUUAAAAAAUCAAGGUAAUUCUCACUCCUGAAAAAUUAAGGAAUCACAAUUCUAUUAAACCAAAAAUGUAUAUUUUUAUAAUUAAUGUAAUUUAUUAAACCAUAAAACAAAAUCAUAGUCAUAUCGUAAAACAUUUUUAUCUCAAAAGUUUUCGUCAAGGGGUGUGGCGAACUAUAAUUUAUAGAACGUAUAUAUGUUAUAUUAAAUUAAGUUAGCAUUAAAUUAAACAGUAAUUUAAUGCUCUCAAAUAGUACAGUUUGAUUUAUGACUAAAAUCUAUUCAUUGUUUAUUAUUUUUUACAGAAAAAAUCUUACUUAUUUUUUAAAAUUAUUAAAAUAUAUAUUUGAUAGCAAGUCUUAUGUUUGGCACAUAGUGCAUAAUAAUUUUUACCA